AUGCCUAUUUGCGGAUGUUGCUUUAUAUAACAUAAAAAUGAAUUAGAUAGUUCCUUAGUCAAUAACAACUUGAAUUAGUAGGAGUAAGUAAAUCAAAAAACAAGAAACCAUUGUAGAGUAGGAAUAAUCACAAAAGAUCAGCAAAAAAUACUAAAAGCCCAUAAAAAUAAUAAAAGUCCUCUUUAGAGGAGGGGCUUUUAUAAAUUUCUGAGAAAGGAGGGAAAAAAGUAUGUUAAGAAAAUAAAUAAAAAACGUCGAAAAUAAUAGAAACACUCCUUUUUUUUUUAUUUUGUGUUUGCUUUAGAUUUAUGUUUUGGAACGAUCUAAUAUCUGAUUACUAUCUAACAGUCAAUCUAUUUAAUUAUUACGCUGAAUGUAAACUCAGAUAGAGGACAUAUCUUACUACGCAAUAUUCUCAAUAAAAUACGAAAUGUAAAUCUAUUUGCUUAUCUUAUCGCCUUGGAUUUUUAAGCAAUUUAAUCAUUUAUGUUAAGAAGUUAGAAGCGGUUCGUCAAAGAAAAUACAAAAUUUUUAGAAUAAAUUACAUUUUUUUUCAUAAUAUUUAAAAAGGGAGUCUUUUUAAAAAAAUUUCUUUAUUUCAUAAUUUUACUCAAGUCAUAGCCUAUCACAAAUCAUUAGAGGCAUAUUUAAUUAUUCCUUUUUAACACCUCCUUGGUGAGCUUACAUUUUUAAUCAAAGUAAAACUCAGCUAGGAACAUAAUUUGCAUGAUCCGCUACCUCAUUUUUGAAGUUUGCUAAACUCUUGCUUUUAGUUAUUGCUAUAUAAAUUAUUUUCUGUGA
Molecule: messenger RNA, 801 nt
Organism: Tetrahymena thermophila SB210
Lineage: Eukaryota; Ciliophora; Oligohymenophorea; Hymenostomatida; Tetrahymenidae
Product: transmembrane protein, putative
Exons: 2
Source: RefSeq, a predicted model, not a curated record